CUUUUAGUUAUUGUGUGCACUAAGUUUAAAAAUACAAUAAAUCAGAAUCCAUUGCAAUAACUGCAUUUAAAUAAAAAGUAAUUUACGUUCUAUGACGUGAUCUUCAAAUUCUUCAAUAUAGUGAAUUGAAUUAGAAUAGAAAUUUUGAGUAAUAGGUUGAUGGUGGAUUGAUUCUCUAUUAUUUUUGUGAUUAUAUUGAUAACCAUUAUGUCGGGUGGUCACAAACAUCGUUACAAGAAUGUGGGGCUCAGUGCUGAUGAAUUACGUCGUCGGCGUGAAGAGGAAGGUGUGCAACUUCGAAAGCAAAAAAGAGAACAACAACUUUUCAAACGAAGAAACGUAAACUUGCCCGGACCGAAUGCGCCCGAUAUCACACUGCAGGAGGACAUCGGCAUUUCUCCUUCCGAAGAUAUCACACCGGCGAUGGUCGCCGCUCUUUAUGGUGAUAAUCCCCAGGAACAAGUUUUGGCCACACAGAAGUUUAGAAAACUUCUAAGUAGGGAACCAAAUCCCCCAAUCGACGAAGUCAUACGGACCGGAAUAGUUCCUAAAUUCGUUGAAUUUCUAACGAACAGUGCCAACCCCACGCUACAGUUCGAGGCGGCGUGGGCGCUGACCAACAUCGCGUCGGGCUCGUCGGAGCAGACGCGCGUGGUGGUGGAGUGCGGCGCCGUGCCCGUGCUGGUGGCGCUGGCGGGCGCGGGCGCGGACGACGUGCGCGAGCAGGCCGUGUGGGCGCUCGGCAACGUGGCGGGCGACUCCGCGCGCUGCCGCGACGCCGUGCUGGCGGCCGGCCUGCUGGCGCCGCUCGUGGACAUUCUCAAUAAGUACUCGCGGCUGUCCAUGACGAGGAACGCCGUGUGGACGCUGUCGAACCUGUGUCGAGGCAAAAACCCCCCCACGAACUUCGAGGCCGUCGCUCCGGGCAUCCCGGUGCUGGCGCGGCUGCUGCACCACACGGACGCCGACGUGCUGAGCGACGCGUGCUGGGCGCUGUCCUACAUGUCGGACGGGCCCAACGAGAAGAUCCAGGCCGUCAUCGACGCCGGCGUGUGUCGGCGACUCGUCGAGCUGCUCGUCCACAACAAGUACACCGUGGUGUCGGCGGCGCUGCGCGCGGUGGGCAACAUCGUGACCGGCAACGACGUGCAGACGCAGGCCGUGCUGCUGUGCAAGCCGCUGCCCAGCCUGCACGCGCUGCUGCGCUCCGACACCGAGGCGCUGCGCAAGGAGGCGUGCUGGACGCUGUCCAACAUCACGGCCGGCAACGCCGCGCAGAUCCAGGCAGUCAUAGAUGCUAACAUUUUUCCGACAUUGAUAGACAUACUGAAGAACGCGGAAUUUAAAACUAGGAAAGAAGCCGCCUGGGCGAUAACUAACGCCACCAGCGGAGGAACGCACGCACAAAUAAGUUACCUUGUAGAACAAGGUUGUAUACCCCCUCUCUGUGAUUUGCUGACGUUGACCGACAUGAAGACGGUCCAAGUGGCUCUUAAUGGCAUCGACAAUAUACUGAAGGCGGGUCAGCAAGCCGACCAACGUUACAAUCCGUAUGCUGUUCUCAUCGAGGAGUGCUUCGGCGUAGAUAAAAUCGAAUUCCUGCAAUCGCACGAGAACCUCGACAUAUAUCAGAAGGCGUUCGAGAUCAUCGAGAACUACUUCAGCUCCGAGAGCGAGGACGGGCGGCUGGCGCCCGACGUGUCGUCCAGCGACCAGUUCACGUUCGGCGCCGACCAGGCCGUGCCGCGCGGCGGCUACCAGUUCUGAGCGCGGCCCGCGCCGCCGAGCUAUGCCUGUCCAGCAGAUGGUGGUGUAUCACUGUACAAGCUGGUGAAAAGUACUACCUUCUCCAGAGUAAAUAUAUUUUGCACUUAUUAUGCAGUAGUUUAGAUCAUUAUAUUAAUUUAUAUCGCAAAUUAUUGAAAAAAAUUAACCUCGCCUUUUUUCGUUCCGCUAUUCUAUUGUUGAUAACAUAACUAUACCCUGUUCACUUUCGAUAUUAAAUUUACUAACGACGCGUUGUUAGGCUAAUGAUUUUAAUUUAAGAAAUAUUUUUUAGGGUAUAAAUUGUUUGACAAAGUAAAACGAUUAAACUUCAUUCGUUUGUAAUUGUAACAUGACUUGAAUAAAAAAAAAAUCGUUUUAUUUAGUAAAAGUGUUAAUAAAUAAUUGAUUUAUGUAUAUUUUUCAAGUUUAAAAACAGUAUAGCACUUGCUAUUUUAUAGCAAGUGCUAUACUGUUUUUUAUACUAGUACUAUUCGUUAUUAUUUAAUUUCAUUACUGUCCUGUUACUGUCCACUUUACAUAAGGAACAUACUCUCAGCCUCGGAAGGUAUUAUCAAAUAGUCCCAGCUUUUAGUCUAGGAUAUUGAUUUCAUUCGUAUAAUAAAUAAAUUUAUAUUCACAUAAUGUUAAACCAAUUAUUUAAGUAACUAUAAUAAAUACGACCCAUCUUGAUUAUAAUAUAUUUAUAUUUAGAAUUAAAUAGAGUUGUUAUAAAGAUGUUGAGUGAAAUAAUUUUUUUUAGUGCAAAUUAUUUAUGUAUAGAUAACAACCAUCUACAAUGUACUGACAUAUGUCUUAUAUGUCUUGAUUACAUCUUCAGUGCCUGGAUAACCGAAAAAAUACAAAAUUAUUCUAUAAUUUGACAAUCAAAUAAGAACUUCCUUAGUUCUGUAUGGUUGCUCUGAAUGACUAAACAUUUUCAUUGCACAUAAGAGGGUGCGCGUCUAAGAUCAAAAAAGUCCUUAAAAAAAGAAGUUGUGAUGAUAGCAUAUUGCAAUAAAAGUCUGAUACUGGAAUGAUUUUCUCCCGAUUCAAUUUAAAAUUUCUUUAUGGAACAAGUAAAUAAUACUAAACUCAUACUCACAUGUUCUGAAUGUCAAAUAUUUUUACAUAUUCAUGUAAAAAUGACACUAAGGCGGUAUUCAAUUUCGCUUAACUAACUUUUCUGCAAUUCAUUCAAAAUUAAAUGUUGAUUAGGUUUACUAGUGUCGGUAGGGUUGAAUAGCCGCUUAGACCGCAGACCAUGUUAACUUACCUUGACUUUUUGUACAUUUUGUGUAUAAUAUUAAUUGCAAGAUGAAAGUGACCAUGGUAUAGCCAUUUUUUGUUUUAAAUUAUGUUUUUAUUGGCAACUAUUUGUUAGAAGCAUCCUUCCAUGUUGAUAUGUGAUAAAAACAUUUUAAUUCGUUGUAAUGAAUUAAAUAUUGGUACCAACACAA
This is a messenger RNA of Nymphalis io (European peacock), 3224 nucleotides long. It is a transcript of the gene Kap-alpha1, whose product is annotated as importin subunit alpha-7. Gene Ontology annotation, molecular function: nuclear import signal receptor activity; protein binding. Gene Ontology annotation, cellular component: nucleus; cytoplasm; nucleoplasm. The coding region runs from base 208 to 1767 and encodes 519 amino acids. Gene Ontology annotation, biological process: NLS-bearing protein import into nucleus. NCBI's taxonomy places the organism in Eukaryota, Metazoa, Arthropoda, Insecta, Lepidoptera, Nymphalidae. The record is from RefSeq and is a predicted model, not a curated record. The transcript has 11 exons.